AAAAUUUUACUUUCUGGCUUGGCACCACCUUCACUUUAAAGGAUGCGUCGCUCCUCUUCUUCCUCAACACCAAGCUCAGUGCUCCAUAAACACAUACACAGAGAAAGUGUGAGAGAUAAAGAGUAUAGGCUAAUGGCCAUAGACCAAUCUUAUUCCUAUAGCCAUGCAGAUGAUGACUACAUUGACAUUGAACUGAUGAGUUCUUCUAAUAAUUUCUUUCGCUGCUCCAUUAGCUCUCCACCUCAGAGCAGAGAGUUUGAGUUCCAGAUGUCUUCAAUGUCUAAUGACAAAGAAACCACCACUUCUCCUGCAGAUGAACUCUUCUAUAAGGGAAAACUCCUCCCUCUCCACCUUCCUCCUCGCCUGCAAAUGGUUGAAAACCUCCUCCAAAACCCCAGCAAUAAUACUUUUGAACCUUUCCAAGAAAACUAUUCUAUUCCUUUCAUUAUUAAUCCUCGCUGCUCCACCACCACCUCCUUGGAAUCUUCCAAUAUCUCACCUUCAGAAUCUCGCAGGUUUAGUAGUGAACUAAACCCAGAUGUGUAUUUCUUUGAUUUGUCAACUGAACCUAACAGCUGCAAUGGACACCACCAAAUAAAGAGAUCUUGGGCCAAAAAGUUGAAGGAAUCCUUAUUGGGUCAAAAGCUCAAGUCUUCAAGUGCCUAUCUCAAGUCUUUGUUCACUAAAUCUGGCUGCACAGAUGAGUUCUGCGCUAAACCAGCAGGAAAUGUAGAACCAGAAGCUGCCCCGGUUGGAAAAAUUUGUUUAAGCAAGUACAUGAAGGUGGCUAAGAAAAACUCGUUCAGUGAAAUUGAUAGUGAGAGAUUCAAGCUUUCAAAUACUCUCAUGAAAAGGAUGGAAAAAGAGAUGGCUAGAGAUGGUUUUCACAGCCAAAGGAGAUCCUUCUCUGGAGCUAUUCAACGGCAUUCUGUAAACAAUUCAUUAUCAUCUUCUUCUGGUUCUUCUUCAUCUUCCUUAUCAUCGUCUUUUUCAUUCAGUUCAUCAAAUGGGUUUUGUGAUUUACAAUUGCUCAAGAGAAGUAGCAGUGCGGAUUCAGAUAUAGAGAGUUCUAUUGAAGGAGCAAUUGCCUACUGUAAAAAAUCUCAUCAGCAGCUAUCUUGUUCAUUAUCAGCAGCUUCAAGAGUUUCAGCUUCUCGGGAUCAAGAAAGGGCUAAACUCUGCACCAUAUAAUGGCAAGAGAAUGCUAUAUGGAUCAAUGGAGAUUGGAUAUGAUAGAUUUCAAUCUCAUUUCUGAUCAAAAUGUUUAACAGCAGGGUGAUUUUCUUGAAGAAAGAGCGGUUUCAUUGUAUAUCAUCUUGAAGAUUUUCUUUUGGAGGCCCUUCUCUCUCUAGCGUCCUUGUACUUUUGCACAAAUUAUCGAGUUGUUCCAGUACGAUAAAUCCAAAAUUUAUUUUCUUGGCUGGAGAAUUUUCUUUU
Messenger RNA from Manihot esculenta (cassava), 1437 nucleotides. Its product is annotated as probable membrane-associated kinase regulator 3. The transcript has a single exon. Bases 43 to 1191 code for a protein of 382 amino acids. Gene Ontology annotation, molecular function: kinase inhibitor activity. Lineage: Eukaryota; Viridiplantae; Streptophyta; Magnoliopsida; Malpighiales; Euphorbiaceae. Gene Ontology annotation, cellular component: plasma membrane. The record is from RefSeq and is a predicted model, not a curated record.